Messenger RNA from Syngnathus typhle (broad-nosed pipefish), 2327 nucleotides. It is a transcript of the gene nrf1, whose product is annotated as nuclear respiratory factor 1. The record is from RefSeq and is a predicted model, not a curated record. Gene Ontology annotation, molecular function: DNA-binding transcription factor activity, RNA polymerase II-specific; RNA polymerase II cis-regulatory region sequence-specific DNA binding. The coding region runs from base 214 to 1791 and encodes 525 amino acids. Gene Ontology annotation, biological process: regulation of transcription by RNA polymerase II. Gene Ontology annotation, cellular component: nucleus. Lineage: Eukaryota; Metazoa; Chordata; Actinopteri; Syngnathiformes; Syngnathidae. The transcript has 10 exons.
AUGCAUCACCAGUGCCGCUCACCCACACACUACUGCCGCCGCUGCUGUUGAGAGCGUGUGCGUGUUGUGUCUAUGUGUGUGUACGUGCGUGUACUGUGUGUGUCGUCCAUUGUUGCUCGGCUCCAUCUCAGCUGUACGGCGCAGGCCCGAAGUAGCGCAGCCGCUCUGAGCCAUUGUAAUCUGGAUCCACCUGUGUAGACGAAGGCGUCAGUCAUGGAGGAUCACUCCGUUCACCCAGCGGAACAGAUGACCACCAUCGAGGCCAGCGCCGUCAGUCAGCAGGUUUUCCACUUGAAAAAGAAAGACCAAGAAGUCGGACAGGUUCAAUAUCUCGAGUUGGAUGUACGACAGGUGCACGUGACCACCUUCACCGACGCGUCCAUGAUGAGCGCCGACGAGGAUUCCACCUCCUCGCCGGACGACGAUCCCUAUGACGACACGGACAUCCUCAACUCGGCCGGCAACGAUGAGGUCACCGCCCAUCUGGCCGCCGCAGGUCCCGUCGGCAUGGCCGCAGCUGCCGCCGUGGCGACGGGAAAGAAAAGGAAGAGGCCCCAUAUCUUUGAAUCCAAUCCAUCUAUCCGCAAAAGGCAGCAGACGCGUCUCCUCAGGAAGCUGAGGGCCACCUUAGAUGAAUACACCACACGUGUGGGCCAGCAGGCCAUCGUGCUAUGCAUGUCCCCCAACAAACCCAACCCGGUCUUCAAAGUCUUUGGCGCUGCUCCGUUGGAGAAUGUGGUGAGGAAAUACAAAGGCAUGAUGCUGGAAGACCUGGAGAAUGCUCUGGCCGAGCACGCCCCCGCUGGAGGGGAGCUGGCGUCGGAGCUGCCCCCCCUCACAAUUGACGGCAUCCCCGUCUCUGUAGACAAGAUGACCCAGGCCCAGCUACGAGCGUUCAUCCCGGAGAUGCUGAAGUAUUCGACGGGCCGAGGCAAGCCCGGCUGGGGUAAGGAGAGCUGCAAGCCCGUGUGGUGGCCCGAAGACAUCCCCUGGGCCAACGUUCGCAGCGAUGUCCGCUCUGAGGACCAGAAACAGAGGGUGUCCUGGACGCAGGCGCUACGAACCAUCGUAAAAAACUGCUACAAGCAGCACGGCCGAGAGGAUCUGCUGUACGCCUUUGAGGAGCAGCAGAUCACCACCACCACGACGCAGCACCACCUGGCGGCCGCGCAGAGCAUCGCCCACUUGGUGCCCUCGCAGACGGUGGUGCAGACCAUCAACAACCCCGACGGCACCGUGUCGCUCAUCCAAGUGGGGACGGGACACACGGUGGCCACGCUGGCCGACGCAUCGGAACUACCCGGCGUGACGGUUGCGCAGGUUAACUACUCCACGGUGGCGGACGGCGAGGUGGAGCAAAACUGGGCAACCCUCCAGAGCGGCGAGAUGACAAUACAAACCACGCAGGCGUCGGAGGCCACGCAAGCGGUGGCGUCGCUAGCGGAAGCCGCCGUCGCCGCCAGCCACGAGAUGCAGCAGGGAGCCACCGUCACCAUGGCGAUCAACAGCGAGGCGGCGGCCCACGCCGUGGCGACGCUGGCGGAAGCCACUCUUCAAGGCGGGGGCCAGAUCGUGCUGGCCGAGACGGCGGCCGCUGUUGGGGCGCUAGCAGGUGUGCAGGACGCAACAGGUCUGGUCCAGAUUCCAGUCAGCAUGUACCAGACGGUGGUGACCAGCCUGGCGCAAGGCAACAGGCCCGUGCAGGUGGCCAUGGCGCCGGUAGCCACACGCAUAAACAGCACCAUGACACUGGACGGACAGGCGGUAGAGGUGGUGACGCUGGAGCAAUGAUCCACCCGGAAGAGCAAGCCCUACAAUUAUCAAUUCUGUACAAAUCCGUGUCUAAAUUCACGUUCGGACGGAAGGGGAGUUACACGUGACGCAUCCUUGUUGUUUACUUUGUAAAGUGUGUUUUUGUUUUGCUUAGGUAUUUAUAUGCUAUUUCAAAAAUGCCUGGAAAUGAACCAAAAAGGCAUCACCGAUACCUGCACUCCUUUUUAUCAACUUCACUUGACAAUGAUAUAUUACUUAAAUCAAAUCACUGUACUCAGGAAGUACAUCAGCUAUUUUUUUUUUUUUUUUUUAAAGGAAGGCUGUAAUGGUUUUCCUAAGCAGACUACUUUCUUCCCCCCCUACCCACACAACUGUGCCAUCCUUAAUUUCCAACUUUUCAUGUUGUCAAAAAACAUUUUGUUUACUAUCCGUGUGUAAAUUGGCUUUGUCAGGAUAUACAUUGUAGUAUGUUGUACAGAUUGCGUAAUGACUCUUCACAGGAGGCAUUUGUGUUUAUGAGCAAGGUGAAUAAAAGUGACUUGACCUUUGCCAUA